AUGGGACAAGACAACUCAAAGCAAGAGAAACAAAGGAAAGAGUACAGUGGGGAUCAAUCUGCAACAACUCCAUUUGAAAUUAGUGGCAAGCAAUUGUACGACUUAGUAGGAAACAAAGAUGCCGAGUCAUACAACAAAUUAGGGGGCACUGCUGGGAUUUGCAAAAUUUUAAAAACCGACCCAUCGAAGGGUCUUGAUUGCACUGAUUUAGACAAGAGAUAUGCGCAAUAUGGUCAAAACAAAUACCCCGACCCGGUCAUGAAAUCGUUUUUGACUAUGGUUUUAGAGUCACUCAAUGAUAACACUAUCAUCAUUUUAAUAGCAUCUGCUGUCGUUUCAUUAUUCCUUGCAUUUGUUGUUCCAAAGAAUGACACAUGUGGUGAAGAAGAAAUGGCGACGGAUUGGAUCGAAGGUCUUGCUAUUCUAUGUGCUGUCUUUGUUGUUUCAUUUGGGUCCUCCAUUUCGGACUAUUCCAAGCAAAAGAAGUUCUUACAACUUUCCAAAGACGAGAAGAAUGUCAACAUUAAAGUCGUUCGAAAAGGUGAAAACCAAUUAGUUUCUAUUUUAGAAUUAGCUGUUGGUGAUUUAGUGAAUUUAGAUGUCGGUGAUGUGAUACCAGCUGAUGGUAUUUAUGCUAGUGGAUAUGAUUUGCGAGUCGAUGAAUCGGAUAUGACUGGUGAACCGAUUGCUGUGAGAAAGAGUGAGAAGUACUAUGUUAUGAUGUCGGGAACCAAAAUCACUGAUGGCAAUGGACAAAUGAUAGUCACAUCUGUUGGACUUAAUUCCUUGUGGGGUAAAACAAAAGAAUCAUUAAGUCAAGACAAACCACGACCAACCCCACUUCAAGAACUGUUGGACAAGUUAGCGGAACAAAUUGGGAAAUUAGGGUUUGGCUGUGCUUUGAUAGUCUUCUCUAUUUUAGUAGUGUAUUGGGUCAUCGAUGCUAUUAAUUACUCGGACAUGGUAGGUUUUAAUUGGAAACAUUUGACUGCAGUAGUUGAUUACUUGAUCACCGCUGUUACUAUUGUGGUAGUUGCUGUGCCAGAAGGUCUUCCUUUAGCUGUCACUAUAUCUUUGGCAUAUUCCAUGAAGCAGAUGAUGAAAGAUAACAACUUAGUGAGACAUUUGAAGGCGUGUGAAAUCAUGUCGAACUGUUCGAACAUCUGCACAGAUAAGACUGGAACACUUACUGAGAAUCGAAUGACUGUAGUUAGUGGAUGGUUUGGAGGAGAGACUAUGGAGAGAGGAAAAUACUUCUCACUUGGUGGGACGAGACUUGGGGACGAGAUUUAUAACAACAUUGCCAUCAACAAAUCUGUUUCCACUGCAGUCUAUGAAGAGGAUGGUAUUAUGAAAACUAUUGGGAAUAAGACUGAGUGCGCCUUACUUGGAUUUGUCUUAAGACAACACACAGAAUACAUCAAAAGAGCCGAGAAUUUGGCACCAAAGAUCUAUCAACAAUUUGCAUUCUCCUCUGCUCGAAAGAGAAUGUCCACGUUGGUAUUUAACGAAGACAAGUCUGUCCACAUGUUCUUGAAAGGAGCCCCCGAAGCCGUCUUAGCAAAGUGCAGUAAAUACAUGAAGAAAGAUGGAUCGAUUUCUGACUUGACUGAUGUGGAGAGAAAGGUGUUAAGUGAUUUCCAAGAGUCAUGUGCAAAUCAAGGCAUGAGAACUUUGUCAUUGGCAAUUCGAGAUCUUCCACCAAAGGAUGCUAACAACUUUGAAGAGAAGUUCACUGAAAGUCCAGAGGAAGAGUGCGUGUUACUUUGUGUCUUUGGUAUUGAAGAUCCAUUACGACCAGAAGUUAUUCAGGCCGUUGCUGAUUGCCAUAGAGCUGGUAUAACUGUUCGUAUGGUUACUGGUGAUAAUGUAAACACGGGGAAGUCGAUUGCCAAACAGUGCAAAAUUGUUGAAAGCGAUAACGACACGUGUAUUGAAGGACCAGCGUUUGCUAAAUUGACUGACGAACAAAUCGAUGACUUACUCCCAACCCUUCGUGUGAUUGCAAGAUGCAGUCCGCAAGAUAAGAAGAGACUUGUGAAUCGACUUAUCUUGAAAGGAGAAGUAGUUGCUGUGACAGGGGAUGGUACUAAUGAUGUACCUGCUUUGAAAGAAGCUGAUGUAGGUCUUGCCAUGGGUAUUCGAGGUACUGACGUUGCCAAACAAGCCUCAGACAUUGUCAUUCUUGAUGAUAACUUCAAUUCUAUAGUGAAAGCCGUCAUGUGGGGGAGAUGUGUAUACGACAACAUUCGUAAAUUCCUUCAGUUCCAAUUGACUGUGAACGUUGUUGCGCUUGCGUUGUGUGUGAUAGGUGCUAUUACUAAGAUGGGUAGUCCAUUGAAAGCACUUCAGAUGUUGUGGGUCAAUAUGAUUAUGGACACAUUGGCUGCACUUGCUUUAGGUACUGAGAAGCCAACGCCAUCGUUGUUGGAUAGAAAGCCAUUUGGAAGAAAGGCUUCAUUGAUCUCGACUCAUAUGAUUCGAAAUAUUGUAGUCCAAGCCACAUACCAACUCUUUGUAUUACUCUUCUUGUUAUAUUGUGGAAGAUAUAUCACAUUCUUGGGUGCACCAUGCGCUUAUGUCAAACAUGGAGACUUUGGAAAAUUCAUGUGCGCCGAUGGGGAAUUACAUUCAGUCGGUAAAAUUGAGAAACAUACAACAAUCGUCCAGACUAUGAUCUUUAACGCUUUUGUGUUCUGCCAAAUCUUCAAUGAAAUCAACUCAAGAAAGGUCAACGGAGAGAAGGACGUCUUCGAAAAUUUCUUCUCGAAUUAUAUGUUUGUCGGAAUCAUCGCUAUGACAUCAGUCGUUCAAGCACUCAUUGUCGUCUUCGCCGGACCAAUCUUCUCAGUCACUCCAUUCCCAGGAAUUAACUUCGUCCAGUGGAUGUUCUGCUUGUUCUUGUCUGCUAUGUCUUUGGUUGUUGGACAAUUUGCUAUCAGAUUCCUCCCAGCUGAGAAGUUCACGCACCUCAAAGACUUGAUUCUUGGUGCAGAAAAGGAGAAACAGGACUAA
Molecule: messenger RNA, 3015 nt
Organism: Entamoeba invadens IP1
Lineage: Eukaryota; Evosea; Mastigamoebida; Endamoebidae
Product: cation-transporting ATPase, putative
Exons: 5
Coding region: 1-3015 (1004 amino acids)
Biological process (GO): calcium ion transmembrane transport
Cellular component (GO): intracellular membrane-bounded organelle; membrane
Molecular function (GO): ATP binding; ATP hydrolysis activity; P-type calcium transporter activity
Source: RefSeq, a predicted model, not a curated record